AUGUCGGCGACACAGCAACUACAUACGUCGCUACUGCGUGCGCCCAUACUACACAUUCUGCGCGCCCAGGGCUUCCACUCGACCCGACCAUCCGUUCUGGACACUCUUGUCGACAUCACCGAGCGCUACCUCAUUCUACUUGCCGUAACCACCAGAGAUCAUGCUGUACUCAACCACAACGAUCCCAUCCCGACUAUAACCGAUGUACGUCUGGCUCUGACCGAAUGCGGAACCCUCACUCCCGUCCUCACAGCUGCCGAACAAGACUGGCUAGAAAAGUUCAGACGACCCUUAGAGGACUUCGAUCAUCUCAAACACGGCGACAUCAGAAGAGAAGGAGAGUUACGCCGACGCGACGAACAAGAUACUCAAGAUGUUCGCGACUUCAUAAAAUGGAUUGUUGGCGACCAGAACCGUGAGAUCCGUCGCAUCGCUGGUGUCUUGCCCGAGUCUGGCCCUGGAGGCACCGUAAACGGCGAGGACUAUUUGACGGUCCUGAAGAAGAAGCACAGCAAGACGGGAGAGGAGUCACGGUUCCAAGGCACCGUGCUGGGAAAGCCAGCCGAGGACAGGCCUAUCAAGAUCGAAGGUGGCCCGGUCGAGACUCUGACCGAGUGGAAUAACCUCAUGCACGAUCACUCUGAACACCAAUUACCGACCACAAGAGAUGCCGCCGAAAGCCCACACGAAGCCGAAAUCGACGAACAGCAGUUGUUGAUGGACGUAUCUUGA
Molecule: messenger RNA, 732 nt
Organism: Aureobasidium namibiae CBS 147.97
Lineage: Eukaryota; Fungi; Ascomycota; Dothideomycetes; Dothideales; Saccotheciaceae
Exons: 1
Coding region: 1-732 (243 amino acids)
Molecular function (GO): protein heterodimerization activity
Source: RefSeq, a predicted model, not a curated record